Molecule: messenger RNA, 1352 nt
Organism: Medioppia subpectinata
Lineage: Eukaryota; Metazoa; Arthropoda; Arachnida; Sarcoptiformes; Oppiidae
Source: the annotation of a GenBank genome assembly
UGAUUUUCUAACAUGAAAACACUGUGUAAAACAAGUUGAAUGAGUAAUCGGUCCCCAAAUGAAUGGAUGUAUUGUUUGACAACAAUAUGUUGUUUACAAACCAAUAGUGCAUUGAAUUGGCGUUAAAUGAAUGGGUGUUUCAAUCGUGGCUUCAAUUAGACAGCAAUUGAAUGUAAAGCAAGUGUUUGUCUGAAAUGGUUGUCAAACACUGUGUCUAUAAUGGAUGCGAAAGCGAUUCCCGCUAUUGGGACAGGGAUUACAUGAAAGGCGUGUGUUUCAUCCGUUUCCCAAACCCAUCCACUCAUCGGCAAAGAUGUGAGAAAUGGGUUAAGGCAUGCGAUCGACCGGAUCUCACCAUUAAUGCCGUCACCGACAAGACAUACAUCUGUUCAAAACACUUCAUCGGCGGUAACGGACCCACCAAACAGAGCGCAGACCCUCUCCCACCCAAUCAGCUCUUAGCGGCCAAUCAGUCGGCGAAUCAAAUGUUUGACAUCUCAUUGGAAUUGACUGAAGAACAGGCGAGAAAUGGUUUCUUGAAAGCGGAUCUAAACGGCACUCAAAGCGCUAAUGAAUCCAAAUUUAUAACUAAUUUAUUGAAUACAAAUCAAACAUUAAUUCGUGACAAUCAACGGCUCGUCGAUAAAAGUGCUAUAAAUCAUAGUCUAAACACUUCUUGUGCGCCGAUUAACGAAGUGGUGGACAUCGAUGGCAGUGAUAAUAGUGCCGACAAUUAUAACAAUGAUUCUCUACUAAUGUCUCAAAUGACAUCACAAUUAGUGCCCCAAAUGAAUGAUAAACAGCACAACUCCGAGAAUAGUAACCAUAAUAAUAAUCUUAAUAAUAAUCACAAACCGCUCGAAGUGUUGAACAAUUCGCUGCCACUUAUAAUCAUUCCGUCCACCAAUCAGAUGAUUGGCUCAACAUUUUCCGUGCCGUUUAUGUCAUUAAAUGGGGACAAGAAUUGGUUCAAUCGUAUCCUAACCACCGAAUUCUGUCUGAAGCUAUCGGUCUAUGGCCUGUCGUACGGACGGGUCGGUCAGCGCGUGUCGCUGUCGGCGAUCGUUGGCUCAGUGGUCGAGAAGCAGCUGAUUGUGGACAUCAGCGGCCACUUCGACGUCAAAGUGUUUGGUCUAUCGAUUUGUGCCAAAAAUCCAUUCUAUAAAAUAGUGCCAAAUGUCAUACAAUCGGAACAGCAGUUCCACACUGUCUUUGACUUGUUCUCCAAAUGGAGAGUGUGUUUGGCUAAUGAGAUGAUAAGCGAAGACAAUCGUGUGUUUGAGGACAAGAUCAUAGCCAUCCGGGCCUUUCGGAUCCAUUCGAUGCAAAUCGUGUCGAAUACUACUGAAUAG